AUGGUGCUGGGCGCGGAUCAAGUGAACCUCAUCGGCCAGGUGUUCGAGUCCUACGUGCUGGAGCACCACAGGGACGACAUCUUGGGCAUCCUGAGGGAGGCCGACGACAAUGCGCACUACCCCGUGGUCGUCGACGCCUUGACGCUCUUUGAGACCAACAUGGAGAUCGGGGAGUAUUUCAACGCCUUCCCCAGCGAGGUCCUCCCGGUUUUUGACAGCGCGCUGCGCCGGGCGGCCCUGGCAGCCCUGCAGGAUGCCGCCGCGGGUUCUCCGCAGCUCAGCCUGAAGCAGAACCUCCAUGCCAGGGUGUCCGGUUUGCCUGUUUGCCCAGAGCUGACUCGAGAGCACAUUCCUAAAGCCAGGGAUGUGGGUCACUUUUUAUCUGUUACUGGGACUGUCAUACGGACCAGUUUGGUGAAAGUUUUGGAGUUUGAACGGAGUUACAUCUGCAAUAAGUGCAAGCAUGUGUUUGCCGUCAAGGCUGACUUUGAGCAGUACUACACAUUCUGUCGUCCAUCAGCCUGUCUUAAUGAAGAAGGCUGCAACUCAACCAAGUUCACUUGUCUCUCCGGAACAACCUCUUCUCCAACUUGCUGCAGAGACUAUCAAGAAAUCAAAAUUCAGGAACAGGUUCAAAGACUGUCUGUUGGAAGCAUCCCUCGUUGUAUGGUAGUUGUUCUAGAAGAUGACCUAGUGGACAGUUGCAAAUCUGGAGAUGACAUCACAGUGUACGGAGUGGUAAUGCAGAGGUGGAAACCUUUCCAUGAGGGUGCACGCUGUGACUUGGAGCUUGUUUUGAAAGCCAACUAUGUUAAAGUAAACAACGAGCAGCUGGCAGGGGUUGUAAUCGAUGAAGAAGUCCGCAAGGAAUUUGAAAACUUCUGGGAAAGGCAUAGGAAUGAUCCCUUUGCAGGGAGGAAUGAAAUUUUGGCUAGCUUAUGUCCUCAAGUUUUUGGAUUGUACCUGGUGAAGCUGGCUGUAGCCAUGGUGCUUGCUGGUGGUGUGCAGAGGACCGAUGCUACUGGAACUCGUAUCAGAGGUGAAUCGCAUCUUUUGUUGGUUGGAGACCCAGGUACAGGGAAAUCUCAGUUUCUCAAGUAUGCAGUAAAGAUCAUGCCACGCUCUGUGCUUACUGCAGGAAUUGGAUCUACAAGCGCAGGAACUGAGAACAAGCUGGAUAAUAUAAGUUUUGCUAAGGGACUGACAGUGAUACGGAGUGAAAUUUUGCCACUCAUUUCAAUGUGA
Molecule: messenger RNA, 1245 nt
Organism: Nestor notabilis (Kea)
Lineage: Eukaryota; Metazoa; Chordata; Aves; Psittaciformes; Psittacidae
Gene: MCM9
Product: minichromosome maintenance complex component 9
Exons: 7
Coding region: 1-1245 (414 amino acids)
Biological process (GO): double-strand break repair via homologous recombination
Cellular component (GO): nucleus; MCM complex
Molecular function (GO): single-stranded DNA helicase activity; single-stranded DNA binding; ATP binding
Source: RefSeq, a predicted model, not a curated record